AUAAACUUCACUUAUAAUCUUUCAGAUUUCCAUCUAUCACCAAUGAGGGACGUUGGCCUUGUUGCAGCUUUCUCAGUCAUGGUUCUGAUGGACCUUGUUGGCAACACAAUGGUUAUCCUCGUAAUACUCUUAAACAAGUCCAUGAAAACACCAAUGAAUCGCCUGUUGCUAAACUUGGCCGUUGCAGAUGUGACAGUGGCCAUUUUCACGGCAUUACAGUUCGUUCUUGGACCCUUUUAUCAACACCCAACUGGAAGCACAGGGGUUUUAUUGUGUAAGUUCAUCACAGGGGGGCCUAUGAUAUGGACAGCAGCACUUGUAUCAAUAUGCAACUUAGUUGCCAUCUCGUAUGAAAGGUGAGAAGUGUUUCAUCCGAAGCCUCCCCCAAAUAUUCAGCAUGCUCCAACUACCUAUCGGCUUCCCACCAACCCAACCCACCCGACAUCUCUACCUACCAACCAGCUACUACCUUACUUGCCAAACUACUGACCCACUUAUCUACCAACCCACCAAUCUUUCGACCAUCCAACCUACGAUGAGUGACAAAAGUUAUGACACGCUCUACUACACCUUGAAUUCUCUCUAUAACUCCAGUUUAUCUCCCCCACUCCUCUCCUUCAUUUCAGCGUUGCCUGGGGUUAACAAAAUGGUCCCUAGUUUCUUGCAACUUGUUUGGAGGGAAAGCGGGACUUUCAAGUAACUUAAAAGAGAUUAAUCACAAUAUCUCUGUUUAUCAUGUUGAGUGGGGGCUUUCUCCACCAAUCAUGCCGCCCAUCUUAGACACUCACCGUACCUACCUAACUAUCUACCUAUUGCCCUACCUAAUGCCUACACACGCAGCCAUCCUCUCGAUUGGCUACCUUCCUCCUUCCUACUUACAUGUUCUUUGCCAAUUUCCCGGCCUACUUAACUAAUAUGUGACACCACCCAACAGUUCCGGCCCCGGUUGUUCGAAGGUCGGAUAACGCUAUUCACUGGACAAAUCCGGUAGAUAGCGCAGUACGUUUUGCUAUCAUUUAUCCGCUGGAUAGCGAUUUAUCUGUUGGAUAGGGUUAUCCACCCUUAAUACAACUGUACCUUGGUAUCUAGGGUCACCCUUCCACUUUUUUUGUGGCCGAAAUGACAUUACUAGUUCAUCAGUCCUUCACGGACAGUUCACCUGUUCCGCAAUGUAUCGGAUCAACUCAUCUUUAUUGUCUCGUUCUUGACAAUUUCUCUAAGAUAUCAAGCGGUUGUGCUGCCCCUUUCAGGCCGUGGAGAAAUUACAAACUGGAAACUUAAAUUCAUCAUCCCAGGCUGCUGGUUGGCGGGCUUCCUUUGGAAUAUUCCUCUUCUUGUGACCGUGACCUAUCAAGAGGAAUCAGGAGCCUGUGGAGAGUAUUGGCCUGGCCCCAUAUCGCCAAUAGCUUACAGUUUAGGGUGGGACGUAGUUGCUGGAACAUUGCCCAUCACUGCAAUGAGUUAUUGGUACUCAAAAGUUGUUUGCCACCUUUGGUUUGGUAAAACUCCUGGGGUUAAAUCUGCGGCUACUGUAAGUGCUUAUGAAAACUUGCAUUCUAGAAAGUUUUAGCUAGUCGUCUUCCAAAGACAAACAAAUGAAGGCUGAUAGAUUAUCCCACCCUUGAAUAAGAGCGUGGCGGAGGAGCUCCAAGGGGCACUUGUGAAUCUCCGUCGGAAAGAGAAACAAAAUCAAAACUAUACUUCUAGCGUUGAUAGAUUUACAAAGAUUGCAGAUUUUUAGCUUGUUCGUCAAAUACAAUAAGAUAUUGCCACAAGUGCAUAACAGAGAAAAAAUGUUGCCUGAGUACCACGCCUUUCCGGAUCUUUUUUAUGCUGGCAGAAUAAAGAUGAGCAGCUCGAGGGUAUGGGGCCAAGACAUCCAAAAAAAAUGUGACAAGCAGGGAAGAGGUGUAAAUACAGAAAAUUUUUAAAUAGCACAGCCACUACUAGUGUUUUUAUCUCUCUCUUUUGCAGAAGAUGGUUAUUUUGCAAAGAAAAAGAGCAACCUUAGUAGUCAUCUCUGUUAGCAUCAUCUACGCCAUAUGUUGGGUACCAGUCCUAGUGAUGUACACUGUGGCCCACACCCUUCCAAACCAGGAAUUGUACAGUCGUCUACAUAGAGUCACCAUUUUAUUAGCCAUGUUCAAUUCUUGCAUCAAUCCAGUUGUGUACAGCUUCACUAGUACUCGUUUUCGAAAACAAUUUUUAAGACUUUUAAGGUGCACGAGAACAGCUAAGGGCGAGCUAGCCUCCUCUCACAAAAAGCAACAAGAGCAACCUAUAGUGUACCUCUGA
Molecule: messenger RNA, 2295 nt
Organism: Pocillopora meandrina
Lineage: Eukaryota; Metazoa; Cnidaria; Anthozoa; Scleractinia; Pocilloporidae
Source: the annotation of a GenBank genome assembly